Drosophila obscura is the source of this 498-nucleotide messenger RNA. RefSeq lists its product as uncharacterized. The transcript has 2 exons. Bases 122 to 346 code for a protein of 74 amino acids. Lineage: Eukaryota; Metazoa; Arthropoda; Insecta; Diptera; Drosophilidae. The record is from RefSeq and is a predicted model, not a curated record.
ACUUACGACUAUAACAACACAAAAUAUAUAUUCUCUGUACGAGCAACAACAAAACAAAACAAAAUAUAAUAUUUUUAACGCCAAGUGCUUCUUGCAAUAUAUUUUCUAAAAGUGCUUCAAGAUGAGCGGAAUGCGGCCAUUCCCAUGGAACAAUCGCUGCCCCAUACCUGAUUGUGAAAUAGAGUUCGAGGAGUUGGAGCAGUGGAAGGAGGAGGAGGAGGAGCAGCAGCAGCAGGUAGAGAUGGAAGAGCUGGAGGAGGAGUUGCAAGAGGAGUUGCAAGAGGAGUUGGAAGGUGAAGACGAAGACGAGAAUCACUUUCCUCGCUUCCCACACGCCUAUCGCUAAUAAAAGUUCCACAAAUAAUUAGGAGACCCACACAGCAGAGCAUAUCCCUCACAAAUAUGACACUACACAAACAGCCUUGUGAUUCGUAGGAGCAAUACAAAAAACAAAUUAAAUAAAUAAAUUAAUGGAAUAAAUAAAUGAAUAUUAUUGAA